GACAGUAUUGGUGAGAGGGGUGAUCCCUGUGGGGUUCCAUUAGUUACAGGUUCCAGUUCAGAGAUUAUACCAUCUACGCAGACCGCUGCUUUACGAUCUGAGAGGAAAUUCUUUACAAACUGUACUAUCUGUAAUGGUAUCCCUUUGCAUCGGAGUUCUGAGAGGAGGCGGUCAUGGUUUACAAAGUCAAAGAAACCUUUGAUGUCAAAGGUUAGUGCCGAUGUUACCAUGCCCUGA
Lentinula edodes (shiitake mushroom) is the source of this 237-nucleotide messenger RNA. RefSeq lists its product as uncharacterized. The annotation marks the transcript as partial. The record is from RefSeq and is a predicted model, not a curated record. NCBI's taxonomy places the organism in Eukaryota, Fungi, Basidiomycota, Agaricomycetes, Agaricales, Omphalotaceae. The transcript has a single exon.